Neofelis nebulosa (Clouded leopard) is the source of this 577-nucleotide messenger RNA. RefSeq names its product ATP synthase membrane subunit K, mitochondrial-like. The transcript has a single exon. Lineage: Eukaryota; Metazoa; Chordata; Mammalia; Carnivora; Felidae. The coding region runs from base 40 to 216 and encodes 58 amino acids. The record is from RefSeq and is a predicted model, not a curated record.
AACACAAGCGGAACUGGUGUCUUUUGCAAGACUGAAAUCAUGGCAGGUCCAGAAACUAAUACCCAAUUCCAACUCACUGGUAUCAGAAAAUAUUUCAAGUCUUACACUCUCACAGGUAGAAUGAAUUGUGUACUGGCCACAUACGGAGGCAUCGCUUUGAUGGUCUCAUACUUCAAGUCAAGGUCUAAAAAAACACCAGCUGUGAAAGCAACAUAAACAGAUUUUGAAGUGUACUUCAUCUGCUAAGUUCCUAUGCCUGGAGAAGCUAGUGUUCAGGUGGGGUAACUGAAAGCCAAGAGGGAAAGGGUCUUGCCUAAGGUCACACAGCCUGAAUGGCAGGGCUGGGAUCCACACCCAGGGUCCUCUGGCUUUCUGAGGAUGCUUCCUGCCAGGACUGUCAUUUCCUUCCUCUUGGCUAGAAGAGGGGGUGUCCAGGCCCCAAGACCCAUUGUCUGAGAGAAUAAAAGCCCAAACAGGGCCCCCUAAGCUUGGUUCCCCUCAGCACCAUCACCUCCUUCUCAUCCACCCUCCCCCCAACCCACAGCCUUCAACCCCACCUCCAGCAAAUCCCAGAGGC